GUCAACAACGAUGGAAAAGUCACAACCCCUCUCGGAAUUUUUUUCAAAGCAGUUGGUGGAUCCAGUUUCUGAUGCUUUGAGGAGCCACACGUGUUCAGAGCAGGAGAUGACAUUGUUAGAGUCAGCAAUCGUGCACGCUCGGGAUUCACUACUCGAGGAGAUUCAAAGAUCCAAGAUCUCCGAAGAUGUCACCCAAACUGUUGAUUGCCUACUAAGCAGAGUGGACGAACUGCUGGAAGAGACCCGAAACUUCGCACCAAUCUCCCCACUCUCCUCUGAAGCACCAGAUAUUUUGCCAGCAAUGAUUUUGUUCAACUCACUUUGCUCUUCAAAGUCGUUAGACUUGGAGCCUAUUGAAAUCAAAGUAGAGGCGAUGGAAAAUCCCGUUGUGUCACCGCCAAUUUUUUCCUCAGAUGAUUCCGUGAAAGGGAUGCCAUCUCGUAAGCGAGCCAAGCGAAGUUUGGAGGAUACCGUUCAAAUGUUGUCCAAAGAGAAUUCAGUGUCCCCUCCACCACCUUCACUUCCAUUUGUCCUACCGCAGAUCCCAGUUCCCAUUCCAUUUUCAAACGCAGCAUUAAUGCAGCGAUGGCUAGGGCACCCAUUGACAAACCCUGCAUACUUGAACGCAAUGUUUCAACAUCAACCUGCUCCAAAACCGUCAGAAGAGCAAUUUGCUGCUUUAAUGAAAAUAACCAUGCACGCCGCCAACUUUAUGAAAACCGUGCCACAACUGCCAGUUUCAAAUCACUUCACAGAAUCUGAUGCAGAAGAUAUAAAAAUUGACGUGGAAAGUGACGAGGGAGAGAUUGAAGUGUCACCAUCACCAUCAACUGGUGAUAUCACUGAAAAUGAGUCGUCAUCGUCUUCAACCGGACCAAUGAUAUCACCGAACUGUGGAGAUGGAGACUGUGCCCUGGAGAAACCGUUCAUAUGCAUGCACAACAAUUGCGGCAAACGGUUCGCCAACAAGUUCCUCCUUAAAAAGCACAUGUUCAUUCAUACCGGCCUCCGUCCACACACAUGUCCACACUGCCACAAAAAAUUCAACAGGAAAGACAACCUGCUACGUCAUAAGAAGACCCAUUCACCGACGAGUGCUCAUUUGGGGCCAAUUCUACCCAAAAACCCCUUCCACGGGAUUCCACAGCUUCCGGUCCUUCAUAAUAUUGCCCUCACACAAGGCUUCAGUCAUUUCCAUGCUCUGAAAAUGUCUCUGGAAACUGGUGCUACAGCAGUGCGUAGUCUUUCCUAACUGACAACUUUUACACUAUGUUUUGUGCUACUUAUGUUUCAGCUGCUCACUUUUGUCAUCUUACUUUCCCCCUCUUUCCUUUAUUAACCAUAUCUAUCAAGUCUGUGAUUUAAAAUUCAAAGAUUCAAGCUGUGUUAUGUAUAUUAUUUCCUUUCAUAUUUUCUUUUCCAAACUGGGUAUCAGUAUGACUAAUGUGCAACCAAUUAUUUUCCCAUGCACUGCACUUUCCUUUACCACUCAAUGCUUUAAUUCUUCUAAAAUCUGGAAUUUUUAUUUUUUAUUCCUGAUGUUUUUUUUAUGGUUAAGAUUUGAUGUCAGCAAUAAAAUUGAAUUUAACGU
Caenorhabditis elegans is the source of this 1591-nucleotide messenger RNA. Its product is annotated as Putative zinc finger protein B0310.2. The coding region runs from base 11 to 1252 and encodes 413 amino acids. Lineage: Eukaryota; Metazoa; Nematoda; Chromadorea; Rhabditida; Rhabditidae. Gene Ontology annotation, molecular function: sequence-specific DNA binding. Gene Ontology annotation, biological process: positive regulation of DNA-templated transcription. The record is from RefSeq and is marked reviewed. The transcript has 7 exons. Gene Ontology annotation, cellular component: nucleus; chromosome.